AUGAUUAACGAUAAAAAUGAAAACAAUAAUAAGAAAUUUAAUUACAAUAAAAUAACAACAACAACAACAAUAAUAAUAAUAAUAAUAGCAAUAAUUUUAACGACUAGUAUCGAUAUAUCAGAAUGUAAAUCCAUUUCUAUUAGCAGAAAACAUAAAGAUAUUCAUCUAUAUCACCCAGAAACCAAAGAGUUAAUUUUAACAAGCACUGUAAAUAAUAAAAAAAUUAGUCGUCAGGAUAUACACUAUUUAAUAAAUAAAAACCAAUAUAAAAAUAAAUUAUUAAUAACAAACCACAAUGAUACUAACAGUAAUAGUAGCAAUAUCAACAACAACAACAACAAAACAUCAAAAAUAUAUAGUUUUUUAAAAUUAAAAAAUAAUGAUUAUAAUCAUAACAUAACGUAUUACAAUUUAAAAAAAAGGAAUAAAGAUAAAGAAUUUCAGGACGAUGACGAUUUUAAUAAUAACAAUUUAGAGUUUAUUAAUGAUAGUAAUGGUAGCGAUAACAAUAGUAACAACAACAAUAAUAGCAGUAACAAUGAUAGCAGUAAUAACAAUUAUAUAAAAACAUCGUCAUCAAUUUUAUAUGGCGGUAUAACAUCAUCAUUUGAAUAUUUCAUACCUAUUUUAGUUGGUACACCACCACAAAUGUUUACAGUUCAAGUAGAUACAGGUAGUACAUCAUUAGCUGUACCUGGUUCAAAUUGUUAUUUAUAUAAAUCCCAAUCCAUAAAGACAUCAUGUAGUUGUUCAGAUGGUAAUUUAGAUGGUCUAUAUAGUUUAGAAGAAAGUAUAUCAUCAAAUCAAUUAAAUUGUAGUGACACUAGUAACUGUAAUACUUGUAAAAAUAAUAAAUCUAAUAAACCGUGUCCAUUUGUCCUUAAAUAUGGGGAUGGCUCUUUUAUAGCUGGCUCAUUAGUUAUCGAUCAUGUUACAAUAGGUGAUUUUACCGUUCCUGCUAAAUUUGGAAACAUUCAAAAGGAGUCAUUGUCAUUCUCUCAACUUACCUGCCCCUCAACUCAGAGAUCCCAAGCUGUAAGGGACGGUAUUUUAGGUCUAUCUUUUCAACAACUAGAUCCAGAUAAUGGUGACGAUAUUUUUUCAAAAAUUGUGGCCCAUUAUAAUAUACCGAAUGUGUUUUCUAUGUGUUUAGGAAAAGAUGGUGGUCUGCUAACUAUCGGUGGUACAAACGACCAUAUUACUCAAGAAACUCCAAAAUAUACACCAAUUUUUGACUCUCAUUACUACUCGAUCACAGUAACAAAUAUCUAUGUUGGAAAUGACUCUCUUAAUUUGGCUCCACCCGAUUUAUCCACAUCAAUAGUGGAUAGUGGCACAACCUUAUUAUAUUUUAGUGACGAAAUUUUUUACUCUAUAGUUAGAAACCUAGAAGAGAAGCAUUGCGAACUACCUGGUAUCUGUAACGACCCUUUUUGGGAGGGUAAUUGCCAUCAUUUAGAAGAAAAACUUAUUUCAGAAUAUCCAACAAUCUAUUUAGAAAUGAAAGGUAUGAAUGGAGAACCAUCAUUCAAAUUAGAGGUGCCACCUGAUCUAUACUUUUUAAAUAUCAAUGGUCUCUAUUGCUUUGGUAUAUCGCAUAUGAAAGAAAUCUCUGUUCUUAUUGGUGAUGUAGUUCUUCAAGGUUAUAAUGUGAUCUACAAUCGUGAAAAUAGCUCCAUUGGUUUUGCAAGAACUCAUGGAUGCUCAACCAAAGGCAAUAACAACACAUCUUUGAUGCUCAGUAUUGAAAGUGGAAAUUUACAAAAGUCUACUGAAGAAGAAAGAUUUGCAAGCCCAUUGGUUUUAAAACUAUCAGAUUCGAAAAACAAAACAGCUGUCAGUGGUAUUAUUGUUAGCUUCAAUGUUGUUGGUGGUAAUGCAGAUUUCUACCCAAGCCACAUGUCAUCAAUUAGAAACAUAACAGACUCAAACGGUAUAGUUAGUAUACUGGUUGUACCCAAACUAUUUGGCAAAAUUGUUAUAGAGGCAACUGUAUGGGGUAACAAUAAUACCAAUAUAGUUUAUUUUACUCUUCACAGUAGCAUGAAACCAUGGAAGCUUAUACUUAUCUCAAUUUCGACUAUAGUGUGUUUACUUAUAAUUCUUGCGAUUGGCCUCUUGAUUUAUAAAAAGAAGCUACGUGUUUUUAACAAAUCCUAUCAAUCCUUACCUUUAAAUCGUAAACCUUAUUAUGAUAACGAUGACAACGAUGACAACGAUGACUUUGGGGAGAAUCAAGAAGAAGAUGAAUUUAAUAACCAUCAUCUUUCAAUUAACACCACCGAAUUAAAUAGUAAUAUAAAUAAUAAUGAUAACAUCAUCAACAACAACAACAACAACUUAAAUGAUAAUAGUAAUAACAAUAAUUUAAAUAGUAAUAAUAAUAGUAAACAAUCAGAAUGGAGUAUAUUUAGUAAAAGUUUAAUUAAUGGUUUGGACAUAGAUGGUAAAUAAUUAAUUUUUAAUUAUAUUUUGAAAAACCAUUAAUAUUAACAAUAAACAAUAAAUUGUAAAAAGUAAAAAAAUUAUUAUUAUUAUAAUUUUUUAUUUUUUUUUUUUUAUAUAUGU
This is a messenger RNA of Dictyostelium purpureum, 2568 nucleotides long. RefSeq lists its product as uncharacterized. The transcript has a single exon. NCBI's taxonomy places the organism in Eukaryota, Evosea, Eumycetozoa, Dictyosteliales, Dictyosteliaceae. Gene Ontology annotation, molecular function: aspartic-type endopeptidase activity. Gene Ontology annotation, biological process: proteolysis. The record is from RefSeq and is a predicted model, not a curated record. Bases 1 to 2454 code for a protein of 817 amino acids.